AUGUCUUCCAUUCCUUCAGAUCUGCUCGGAUUAAUAGAACUAAAUUCUAACUAUACGAAUAUCCAGAUCGAAAACAUGUACAAGGAUCUAAAAGAAAAUCCUAAACUUCCAAAAUUUCUCGAUUUGGUUUAUUUUCUCAUUAAAUUUUCUCCGUAUUACAUAUUAGAUCUCCAUAACAAAAAAUUAGAACUUAAGUUACUGGAAUUAAUAGUUAACUCGAAGGAUUCCGAAUUAAAGCCAUUAAUAGGUCAAAGUGUAAUGAUAAUAAGCGAGUUUUCACAGUACAUUUCGUCUGAAGAAAUCCUAAAAGCAUCAUUAAACCUCUUACAACUCUCAGAAGACAAAUAUAUAUCGAAUUUGCAUUCAUCUUUAGUUCUUUCUUUCAAUGAUACAAUCAACGCAUGUGCUGCUCGCCCAAGAGCUUUCUUUUCAUUGACACCUGAUGCUCCAACUCUCGAAGUAACAAUAAAUCCGAAAACUUAUUUCCGAAAUCAUUUCAACAUUGGUCAGUGGAUAUUCAUUCCCGAUGAAGUCCCCGAUACAUUCUCCACAUAUUUGUUUACUCUGUUGCUUGAUGACAAAGAACAAGUCAGAUUUUCAGUUACAAAUAAUGAAAUUUUUUAUGAAGUCUGGAGAAGCUCGAAUAUAAUGAAAUUACCAAACACUAGAGUACAAUCGGGAUCCUGGACAUUUAUUAUCCUUGAUUUCGAAAGAAUUCAAAAUUAUUAUUUAAUUUCAGCCAUAUUAAAUGGAAAACGCACUCCACAAGUACAAGUACAACUUGACUCAUUUAGUAAUGGUACUGCAAAGAUCCAAUUCAUUGGAUCUCACGAUCUUACACCAAAUUGGCCAAUGCUUGGCCCAAUGUGCAUCAAUUUACCAUUGGAUGAAGAAUUUCUAUCGAACCUCUACAAGUUUGGCCCGAGAUUCGAAAUUACAGACGAUAAUUCUUAUCAACUUGUUCCAUCUUUCGGAAAUAACGAUGAAAUCAUCAUUUCUGCGUUUGUUAGUGACAAUGUUUCGAUCAAAUUCGUCGGGGAGAAGCAGAAACAGCUCAGAUGCGUCUUUGAUAUUUUAAUUGAGUUUUGUGGUGUUCACACUCUCAUUCCACUGUUCUCAAUGAUCGAUAAAUUCUGUUCUGCUGAAGAUGAGAUACAGAGUUUCAUGAUUACCAUGAUAGAAUUAAUUAUGAAAAUCUUACAAACGUCGAAACUCGCUCAAGACCAGUUUGUUAAGGUCUCUGGCUUCCGUAUCAUCGCCAGAUUCCUUAUAGAUCAAAGACAUCAAAACCUUACUUACGGAUUUUACAAAAAGUGCUACAGUCUUUACAAAACCAUUGAAGACAAGACAUUUAAGAAGCAGCUUUUGAAGGCCAUCAUAUUAAAUUACGCUUUAUGGGCUCAUGCGACUAAUGAACAACUGAAAUUAGUCACAAGGCACUGGGCUAGGAUUGUUUUCAACGAACAUAUCGAAGAAGCCAUGGAAGCCAAGCCUUUCGAAACAAUUUUGUCCUCAAUGAGAACAUAUUUCUGGUAUACGGAAGAAAAAGGCGAAUAUACGGAAUACGGACCAUCCAGUGAUAAUCCACGCGAUCCAAUGCUCUCAAUUAGCGUUAUCAGAUCAAACAUCACUCAGAUAUUAUAUAAUAUUGCGAUAAGAGACUUUAAAGAGAACUACUUGACAUCGUUGAUUGGCCAUUGUGUGACAAUUCCUGAUUCACAACAAGUCAACGAUCUAAUUGUUCUCGUGAAGCUCCUAGCGUUGAAUGAAGAUCAACCAUAUCAAAAAGUGACAGAAUAUUUGUCAGCUUUUCUUUUAUUACAUCAUUUACUGAAUAACUCGAAUUCCACGCUUGUUUUCAACUGUCUUGAAGUGUUUGCAGCCUUGCAUGUCACAGGAUCCAUCAAAGACAUCAAAGAAAACAUUCAUUCGAGUAUUUUGAUGGAUUUCAUUCCUCCGAAUUUCUUCAAUUACGAGAAUUUCAGUAUGAUUGUUCCUUUAGUCAUGAAAUACCCUGAUUUCGUGACACUCAUGUUCUACAUGAUGUCCAGAAUCGAUGACAAUCAAUGCAUUGAGUUAGUAAUGACUCAUUUGCAAUCAAACUUCGAUUUCGGAAAGAAAAAGGAAUGGUGUAUCUGGCCAAUUAUAACCGCUUUGACAAAAAGAGGUGAAUACGGAGAAUUCGUGAUGAAAUUCAUUGCCGAAUCAACAGAAUUCGAAUGGAGUUUCACUUUAUCAGCAAUAGAAGUCUGUGGAAGAGCUCUUGGAGUCAGUUUCGAAGAAUAUCAAGGUUUGUUCAUGAAAUAUUUGACACAAAGAAUUUUGGAUAAUCCUUUGAUGAAAUUCCAGGAACAACAUAAAUUCUGGGAUUUGGCAACUUUCUUCAUGUUCUACAGACCUUCUGAUACAAAGUUCUCUUUGACGAAAAACGUUUUGCAAACUUCUAUUUUCGAACAACAAAGUUCUGUUGAAAAAAUUUUGAAUCAAACCGAAAAAAUUGAGAAGAAGUUUACAAAACAAGAUUUAAGAGCAAAAAUUUCUGAGAUGAAUGACGAUAAAUUUGUUUUUGAAUAUAAAUACGGUUUGAGAUUUUCUGAAGAUGGUAAAUGGUUGGACGCAGAAUUAGAUUUAUUAUUAUGCAAACAAGCAUGCAGAACUAAAUGCGAAACAUUCCACAACACUAGUUGUAUUUUUGCUGCAUUUAGUUUAGCGGAUAAACCUAAAGAAUCUUAUGAAGCAAUUUCUACAUUGAUAAAUAUGAAAGUAUCUAAUGAAAUCUACUUGAAUUUGAUACAGCACAGAGAUAAGAGAUAUCAAGGCAAGCAGAUAAACACAGAUUGCAUUGAGCAAUUGUUAGAACAAACUAAGGAAUAUAAUGAAGGAUUGAUGAAACAAACUAAAGCUGUAACAAAGAAAUUGGAAAGAUUUUCUGAAAGAGUUUUGGAGAAAAUGGAUUUGAUUUUCGCUAAUUCUGACACAGAAACAAACUCAAUGAACUACAAAGAUACUCUUCAAUUCGCUGGUUAUGUCGCAAAACUGAAAUUGACAUUCAAGAAAGAUGCAAAUAGAUUGAUUAAAUAUGCAACUUCUAAAGGAGCUCCUUGGGAAUUAUUGAAUGAAAAUAAUGACAAGAAUAUGACAUUUAUUACAAGAACUUGUGGACAUAACUUCAUCCCAAUGGAAUCUAUUUCUAUCAAAGAUUUAAAGGAUUCUGACAUUCCUCUUCCAAAAUCUAUUCAAUCUGAAAAUGAAAAUAAAGAAAAGAAUUCUGAAAACAAAGGUGAAGUGACAGAAAAAUCUGAAGAAAAGAAUGUUGAAGUUUCAAAGAAAACAGAAGAAAAGAAAGUUGAAGAAACUGACAAAAUUAAUGAAAGUGAAGUGACAGAAAAAGUUGAAGGAAAUCAAACAGAAGAAAAGAAAGGUGAUGAAAAGAAAGAAACGAAUCAAAAUGAAAUUGAAAAGACAGAAGAAAUUCAAGAAGAGUAUGGAGAUAUCAGUCAGUGUAUUUCAGAGAAGAUGGAAAAGAUGAAGAAAGAAAAGAUCGAAGAAUACAAGAACAAACCAAAUUUGUCUAUUCCAAAAUUCGAAUUUUUCAACGAUAAAAAGAAUUUUGUUUUACCAGCUAAACUCCAUUACAUCAGCAAUUUUACUGAAGAGAUUGUUUUCUCUGUUCUUUCAGAAUCAUUCGAGAUCAGAUACGUUUCAAACAAUUUAAUAUUGACAUUCGAUCAUUCAAAUGUUAAAAAAGUCAUGUUCCGCGAGAUCGAUGGAUUACCUAUUGGUUUAGAAAUAUUCACUACAAUCAGAGAGAGUUAUUUAGUUAUUCUCGAAAACUUCAACUCACUUACAGUUUUGAAUUCUAUUUCUAAACUUGAAGGAUUCGAAAGUAUCGAAGUCAUGACUAAGAAACCAUCCGAAUACUUGUUACAAACUAAAAUCACCGAACGAUGGUUGAAUUAUGAAUUGACUACAUUUGAUUAUUUAUGUAUUUUGAAUGAUAUUUCUGGUCGAUCAUUCAACAAACUUUCUAUUUAUCCUAUAAUGCCAAAUUUCAACACGGAAGUUACACAAUAUUACAACACACGAAAUGUUUUAGACAUGUUAGGGAAUGUUGAACCAUAUAAAACCAUAUUGAAAGAAUUGGGUAACGGCAAAGUUGACAAAAAUCUUGUCAAAAACAUUUCAAGAGUCAAUUCAUAUUAUCCACCAGAAUUCUACUCAUCAACAGCUUGUUUACCAAACAGUGUCACGUUUCUUGAAAAAGGUGACAGUAUAUUUGAUUUCAUUCGAAAGAACAACGAAAAUCUUGAACGAAACGAUGACUUGGUUGUUUCAUUCAUUGACCGUGUUUUCGGCAUCUACUCAUAUUACAAGUCUAUUGAAGACUUCGACGACAAAUUUGUCAAUGAUGUCAAACGAAGAGCCGAAUUCGAUGUUGAGCUUAAUUUCAUUCGAACAAACCCGGUUAAAUUAUUUGACAAAGAACAUCCUAAACGAAAACGAUUCGAAGCUAAAGAACCAGUUACAAUUGAGACGAACAUUGAAGACAUCAAAUCUGCCAAGAUCAUUCCAGAACAACGAGUUUCAGGGUGUGUUUCUUCAUUAGUUGUUUUGAAACCUCAUGAACCAAUCUUCCGAUAUGUUGUCACACAAAACAUGACACUAUUUACUAAAGAAACAAACAUGAAACUCGAUAUCGGUGACAUCCACCGUAACUGCAUUUCCGAUAUCUCACAUACAAAAACAGCCAUUGGAAAUCGACAUGGCGAAGUAUAUGUUUUAUUUGGUGAUGAAACCGUCGAAUUAUGUGGUUCAUAUUUUAAUUCUCCAAUCAAACUAUUAGAUGCGGGCACAGAACAAAUUGCAUGUGUGCAUGAGAGCAACUUCAUCAAUGUUUGGAGCACUCGAUCUCCUUAUAACCAUCUCUAUAUUUUACCAUCAUUCCGAGGAAAUGUUACAAGUGUUUUUCUUGAUUCAGAAUCAUCACUUUUAGUUAUUGGUCAUGAAUGCAAAUGUAUUUCAGUUUUCUCAUUGACAUUGGGUGAAAUCAUCCACGAUAUUGAAAUCGAUUUUGUUCCUCGCCACAUUUGUGUUGCUGGUAUUUCAUCAUUCAUUUACUUCUCCAGUGGAAAUAAAUUGUUCUCAUACACUAUCAAUGGUGAUAAAGUUUGUGAACGAGAGUUCAACAGCAACAUCCGAUGGAUUGGCGGUUCAAAGAACAAAGUUUGUGUUUUGACAUCAUCAAACGAAAUCUACAUUGUUGAUUUUGUUUCAUUGAAAGGCGAAAACGAACUUUUGAUCAAACCAACAUCACAAGUUCUUGAAAUUUCAUUUGCUACGAUGCCCAAUGUUGCCGCUGCACUCACCGAAAAAGGCGAAAUUAUAGUUAUUUCUUUCUCUAUAUAA
Molecule: messenger RNA, 5406 nt
Organism: Trichomonas vaginalis G3
Lineage: Eukaryota; Parabasalia; Trichomonadida; Trichomonadidae
Product: platelet formation protein family
Exons: 1
Coding region: 1-5406 (1801 amino acids)
Molecular function (GO): protein binding
Source: RefSeq, a predicted model, not a curated record